Carcharodon carcharias (great white shark) is the source of this 4464-nucleotide messenger RNA. RefSeq names its product NIMA-related kinase 8 (gene nek8). The record is from RefSeq and is a predicted model, not a curated record. Lineage: Eukaryota; Metazoa; Chordata; Chondrichthyes; Lamniformes; Lamnidae. Gene Ontology annotation, molecular function: ATP binding; protein kinase activity. The transcript has 15 exons. Gene Ontology annotation, biological process: protein phosphorylation. Bases 381 to 2432 code for a protein of 683 amino acids.
UUACUGAGCUAGUAAUCCAGAGGUUUGGACUAAUGAUCCACAUCAAUUUAGGAGAUAUGAGUUUAAAUCCCACCAUGGCAGCUGGGGAGUUCCACAUGCAAUAUUUUUAUUCAAAAUUUAUUUUGUUAACUGAAUUGCUUAUGGUGACCAUGAAACUACCAGACGGUCAUUAAAAACUGGUUCAAUAUUGCCUGUUGGGGGAAGGAAAUCUGCCGUCCUGCCUGACACCAAUCUCUUAAUUGCCCUCUGAAAUGGCCCAUCAAGCUCACCACCAUCUCUUGAGGGGCAAUUCAGUAUGGGGUAUAAAUGCUGGUCUUACCUUUGAUGUCUACGUCCCGUGAAUGGCCAUUUGUUUAUUUAUCAUCUUGAAGGUACAUUGAAUGAGAAUUGUUCAUCUGUGUUUGCGGAAAGCUGACCAAAAGUUGGUGAUCCUCAAACAGAUCCCCGUGGAGCAGAUGACUAAAGAUGAGAGAUUGGCUGCUCAGAAUGAAUGCCAAGUACUUAAGCUCCUCAACCACCCAAACAUAAUUGAGUACUAUGAAAACUUCCUGGAGGACAAAGCAUUGAUGAUAGCCAUGGAAUAUGCACCAGGAGGCACUUUGGCUGAGUAUAUCCAGAAGCGCAACUCCUUGUUAGAUGAAGAGACCAUCUUGCAUUUCUUUGUACAGAUCCUUUUGGCCCUCCACCAUGUACACAACAAACUUAUCCUGCACCGAGAUCUGAAAACACAGAAUAUCCUGCUUGAUAAGUAUCAAAUGAUAGUGAAGAUCGGUGACUUUGGCAUCUCGAAGAUCCUAAGCAGCAAAAGCAAAGCCUACACAGUGGUGGGAACUCCAUGUUACAUCUCUCCAGAAUUGUGUGAAGGAAAGCCUUACAACCAAAAGAGUGAUAUCUGGGCGCUGGGCUGCGUUUUAUAUGAGCUGGCCAGUCUGAAGAGGGCAUUUGAAGCUGCUAAUCUGCCAGCUCUGGUGCUGAAGAUCAUGAGUGGCACAUUUGCCCCCAUAUCUGACCAGUACAGCCCUGAGCUGCGCCAGCUGAUUUUGAGCAUGCUGAGCCUUGACCCCUCCAAACGCCCUCAGCUCAGUGAGAUAAUGGCUCAGCCAAUUUGCAUCCGGGCUCUUCUGAAUCUCUACACUGACAUUGGCAGCGUCAAGAUGAGGAGAAUUGAAAAACCAUUAUCGACAGUAGCACCUGCUUCCCACAGGCGGGCUGGUGGAAGGGUCAACAGUGCUAGGUCAAGAGGUGGGUUCCUUGCACACUCCAGUAAGUCAGGAAUACCUCUUCCCCUUUCCACUGUGUAUACCUGGGGAAGUGGAAUCACUUCUCCUCUCAGGCUGCCAAUGCUGAACACUGAAGUAGUGCAGGUCUCUGCUGGGAGAACUCAAAAGGCAGGGGUGACCAGAUCAGGACGACUUAUCAUGUGGGAGGCUCCUCCUGUAGGUGCUGGAGAUGCAUCCCUCCCUGGUUCCAUGGAACAGACCCAGCCCCAGUUUAUCUCUAGAUUUCUAGAAGGUCAGUCUGGAGUGGCAAUCAAGCACGUCUCUUGUGGAGACCUCUUUACAGCAUGCCUUACAGACAGAGGGAUAAUAAUGUCAUUUGGAAAUGGUAGCAAUGGUUGUCUGGGUCAUGGCACUUUUAAUGAUGUCACUCAGCCCAAAAUUGUUGAGGCAUUGCUUGGAUAUGAGAUUGCCCAGGUUUCGUGUGGGGCAUCACAUGUUUUGGCAGCAACCAAUGACCGCGAAGUGUUCUCAUGGGGAAGAGGAGACAAUGGUCGGCUUGGCUUGAAAACUCAGGAGUCACACAAUUCUCCUCAGCAAGUGAAUGUUCCUUCCGAACAUGAGGCCCAGAAAGUUUUGUGUGGCAUUGACUGUUCAAUGAUUCUCACAACACGGAAUCACAUAUUGGCCUGUGGGAGUAACAGAUUCAACAAGCUUGGUUUGGAUAACUUAACUGCAGCAGAGGAUCCUCAUCCUUCUAGUCAAGUUGAAGAAGUUCAUAUUUUCACUCCUGUGCAAUCAUACCCCCUUAAUGAAGGAAAUAUUGUGCAUGUGGAUGUUGGGACAGCUCACUCUGCAGCGACUACAGAAGCUGGAGAAUGUUAUACGUUUGGCAGUAACCAACAUGGACAACUAGGCACCAGCACACGCCAUAAUAAUCGAUUGCCAUAUUUGGUCUCUGACCUGCGUGGGGUAAAGGUUACCAUGGUAGCUUGUGGUGAUGCUUUCACAGUAGCGAUUGGAGCAGAAGGUGAAGUGUAUACCUGGGGAAAGGGUGCCAGAGGAAGACUGGGAAGGAAAGAAGAAGACACUGGGAUACCUAAACAAGUGCAGCUGGUUGAAAGUAAUCCUUAUUUUGUUACCUCUGUCGCAUGUUGUCAUGGAAACACAUUGCUGGCAGUAAAACCUUUGGGCGAUGAAUCCAUUCCAAGAUGACCUGAAAUAUUCAGCUUGAAGCUGGUGUUUUUGCUCUGGAUCAGAGAAUGACUGGAACUAGACAAAACUGGAAGAAAAGAUGACCAACCUGAAAGAAUGGUCUUGCUUCUUCAGCAGCACUCUAGGUGCUUUUUUUGUAUAAUUACCACGGCAUGACUGGUAUUGUUGGCUUUGGGAAUAGGCAUCGAAUAACCAAGUAUUCCCAUAUCUUCACAUUCUGUUUUGAUACUGAAAUUCCAUACUACAAUAUAAGUAUGUGUAAUUUCCUAAUACAUGUGCUAUUGCUAUACUUUGCUAAAUGGUUCUUUAAUGAGACAGUUAAGACCACAGAAUGCCUGGUUGUCACAUGCAGAACUUUGCCAUUAAUGCGUUAAUAUAUCCCAGCAUUAGGAAACUUUUCUGCGAGUUGGGCCUCCUCUAUUAAUUCCUUUGGUAUUAGCAGUAAACUAAGACGCGGAGUUAAAUGCAACCAGAUUUGUGGUUUGUUAGCAGUGCCAGGUAUUCAGUCCAGUAAUGAGCAUGAUGACAUGUAACAUAGGACCAGAGAAAGUAGCUGCAAGUUAAAUUUUGUGCAGACAUUUGUAAUUUUCUACAGCUUAUUAUGACAUUUUCUGGGACCUGGUCCAGGGUGUUUUUUGGUAUUUAUUUGGGUAGAAAAUCAAAUGGGUUUCACAGCUGCCACUGAAAGUCACCAGUAAAUUAGUUUGUUCAAAUGGCUCAUGUUAGCCUUCACAGUUCGUACUUGAAAGGUGCUCUGUGAUGGUAGAAUGCUCCCCAUCAACAGUAUUAAAGACAGACGCUCCAAGAGUUCAGUGACUUGAACAAUUUAAUGGACAGAAUUUAAUUGGAUUUAAAUAAAGCUGAUUUGCUUCCAUUUCUGGAUAUAGUGAAAUCAGACUUGUAACCAUUCACUUGUUUCCCACCGCCAUAUUACUUGAAGACACAGAUUCACAUUCAGUGUAAUAUCACAGGUGCGUUUUGAUGUAGUGGCCAUUUUGUCCUGUAUGAACCCAGGCAGUGAGCAUUAGCAGGCUAUUUGACUAUGGAAAGUAUUAAUACCAAUCAUGACUGCACCCACUGUCCUCUCUUGUACUUCCCAGCUGGGGUGACUGAUUAGUGAGCAGGAACAGGAGCCACUGUUGAUUUUUUUCCUCCCUUUUGGGAGCACUGAGAGCAAUUGCUUUCCUCUGAGUAAAAAAAAUCUCCACAUUGGAGCACCUUCUGGUUCAGUGGUUCACUGAACCACUGAAAGAUGUUGGCCCUUUAAAAAUCAUGUAAGGAGUUUUCCUUCUGAGUAUUCGGUUGUAAUCCUGAUUAACCGAUGCAAUAUGCAGUAUUUUAAUUUCUUUGUACAGUGACCAGAUGCCUAGUUGCCACUGAACAAAAUCUGUUCUGUUUAGUUAUUCUGCACAUGCAAUAGGAUUAUUAAAAAUCAUCAGGUUUGUACCAUUGAGGGCUCAUAUCCUCAUUUAAAAUUUAGCUCAUUGGGUCUGUACAAGUGGCAGAAGCUUCAGCCAUGCUACCAUAUUAGAAAUCUUGGAAGCUCAUACACUGUAUCACAUUUGCUUGUUGUAAUUCUUUGCCUGUUGUAUUUUCCAGAAAUGCACUUUAAUGCACAAGAACAUCAAUCUAUUUGUAGUCCAUUUUAGUCUGACAGGAAAUUACAUCGAGAAUAAUGGAUACCUGUGAGUGAGUUACAAGACUAUAACCCAAUCAAGGAAUGUGAUAAACAUCUCUGAACACUAUCUGAAUACUUAAUUUUAGGUUACUGUUUUGUAAUUCAGUCCCUGGUGUCUAUACUUUUGCAUAAAAUACACAUUGAGGAUGGAGUUCAAGCUUUAAAUGUUUCAUUAUGCUGGGUCUCUGUAAUCAAUGCUAAUUUUCAGUUGCUCUUAUAUCCUCUAAAUUCGGAUUCUAUGGUACCAGUGUAGAGGACUGCUAUGAGGCUACAGAAAAUGGAUUUAACCGUGUAAAUGCUGGGAAACAGCUCAUGGACAUGGAAAUCUGAAUUAAAACAGAUAAUCUCAGUUUA